This is a messenger RNA of Baudoinia panamericana UAMH 10762, 2233 nucleotides long. RefSeq lists its product as uncharacterized. The transcript is spliced from 3 exons. The coding region runs from base 145 to 1746 and encodes 533 amino acids. Lineage: Eukaryota; Fungi; Ascomycota; Dothideomycetes; Mycosphaerellales; Teratosphaeriaceae. Gene Ontology annotation, biological process: transmembrane transport. Gene Ontology annotation, molecular function: transmembrane transporter activity. The record is from RefSeq and is a predicted model, not a curated record. Gene Ontology annotation, cellular component: membrane.
UCGCAGCUGAGUGGUAAUCUUCCCUCCGUGUAGACAUGCUUCAUUGAACGCUCUUUGCAACUCUGUCGUUUCGGGACAUUCUUCUUGCGAGGACUUCCGUGAGCUCUGAAGCAGACCGCUCCGUUGCGCAGCGCGUAACGCAUCAUGGACGCCAAAGAAGAAUAUCCGUCCACGGAGAAGGGUUCCGAGCCGGAGAUGGGGAGUGUAACGAACCCAGAUGUCGCUCAUGGCCAGGUCGACCGCAGAACGAGUAUAGUAUCGAAGAUUGGCGAGGUGAUCAAUGCCUCGGGACACAAAGAUCAACUCCAACGACAGUAUGGCCUGCUCUCAAUAUGUGGUCUCGCCUUGACCAUUGACAACGCCUGGGUGGCUUUCGGAGGGUCGCUCUCUGUCGCCGUUUUGAACGGUGGACCGGCUGGCAUACUUUACGAGUUCAUCGUAGCUUGCUUCUAUUACGCCUUCAUCGGAGCAUCGAUCGCAGAGCUCGCGUCUGCGAUUCCUUCCUCCGGCGGCGUGUAUCACUGGGCGUCGAUUACGCCGGGUCCGAAGUAUGGCAGAGUCCUUGGCUUCUUCACAGGCGGCCUGAACUUCUUCGGCUGGAUUUUCGACGUCGCCUCCAUCGCAUCAAUUCCGGCAAACAUCUGCGUACAGAUGUACGCUCUCUUCCAUCCCGACUUUAUCAUCCAGCCAUGGCAUUCCUACGUCGCGUUCGUACUAAUCACUUGGCUUUGCGCGGCUUUCGUCAUCUUCUGCAACAGACUCUUACCGUAUCUGCAGCAUGUUGGCCUCUUCCUGGUCGUUGUUGGAGGUGUGGUCACGAUUAUCGUGUGUGCUGCUAUGCCCAAGCAACAUGCUCCGAAUUCAUUCGUCUGGGGAAGCUUUGCGGAGAACAACCUUACCGGCUGGAGCGGCGGAAUAGCAUUCUUGACUGGUGUGCUCAACGGCGCGUUUACUAUUGGCACACCUGACGCCGUCACGCAUAUGGCCGAAGAGCUGCCAAACCCGAAGAGUGACCUGCCGAAGGCUGUGUUUGCGCAAGUCGGGCUGGGCUUCUUAACGACAUUCUGUUACGGCAUCGCAAUCUUUUAUGGCAUCAAUGACCUUGGUGCUGUUGUGAGCAACCCUGGUUCUUUCCCACUGGCGACAGUGUAUCAGCAAAAUACCGGCAGUGCGGGCGGCGCGUUUGGCUUGCUUCUCAUCGUUCUGUUGAGUGUUCUCAUCUGCACUAUCGGCACGCUAUUGAUGGUUGGUCGUCUCUGGUGGGCUCUGGCUCGUGAUCAAGCAACACCAUUUGCCAGCUUCUUCGCUCAGGUCAAUCUGAAGCUCUCAUGCCCGGUACAGUCGACAGUCUUCUGCGCCAUACUGACCACCGGCUUCGGUGCCAUUCAAUUGGGCUCCAAAACUGCGUUCACCGAUCUUGUUGGAUCUUUCAUCAUCCUCACGACAAUAAGCUAUUUCAUGGCGUUCUUCCCACAUCUCCUCACAGGGAGGAAGAACGUGCAACCCGGGCCAUUUUGGAUGGGCAAAUACGGGUUCGCAGUCAACGGCAUUGCCUGCCUGUUGAUUGUCAUGUUCAACAUUUUCUUCUGCUUCCCUUAUGCAUACCCGGUUGACCCUAUCAGCCUGAUGAACUGGAACUCUGUGAUCCUGGUCGGCUGUGUAAUUCUAACAGCAUUCUGGUGGUUUGUGCAUGGCUUGCGAAAGUAUCCAGGGCCAAAGCUGGCAAGUCUGUAUGAAGACAUGUAGAAUAGCUCGAGUGAAGACUCGGGAUCAAUGUUGAAAUAAGGUAUACACUCUGCGCUACUUCUACCCACCGACGAGACUACGUCGCGUGUCGUUGACACACUGAUGGCUUUCUCUCUCGUACACAUUAGGUAAUGCAUACUGCUUACCGCAACCACGUGCGCUUGGGGGGUGAGGAAUGAGUCUAUUCGGCUAUGCUACCCUAUCUACAUAGUCGAGUCCGACAUCGACCAACGUCAACAAUGGAGGUCGCUGCACGAGUACAAGUUGAUAUCCGGAAGGCUGCAGCUUUCCAAUCUUUAGGGAAGACCUCGGCAAUCGCCAUGUCGAGAUAGACCUGGAAGCUACAGUGUUCCGAGUUCCCUCCUUCCUCCACUGUUGUACUUCUUUAGCCCAAUGACUACACCACUAUCUUCAGGCACCGACGUAUUCACUUCAAGGUAAUCAAUGGUACAAUCUUGUCCUGCAACCAACGUCAUGCUCGCCUCCC